AGAAAAAGAAAAAAAAAAAGAAAAAGAAAAAAAUUAGGAGUAAUGAGCGUGGAUGCUUUGGGAAGCCCCGUGAUGGACCCUACGUUUUCCAAACGGAACACGGCGCUGAGAUUAGUUGACUUGGCAGGGGCUCACCACCAUCACCAUCAUCACCACCAUACCCCUCAGAGCGUGACAGGCUUCCCGGGGUUCAGCAGCCAUCCCCACUCAAUGGCUCACUCGCACCCUGGGGAGAUUACUGCGGAACCCCGCCUGGGGCCGAGUCCAUUCGGGCCAGAACACAUGGGGCACUCCGCGGCCCUCAAAAUCAGCCCAGCCCAUCAUUAUCCCCACCGCCACCACCACCACCACCACAAUCAUCAUAUUGCAGGCCACGGCGACGUGGUCUCCAGUCAAACGGGAGCCUUUGGCCCGGUGCAAGCGGCGACGGUGCCCUACUCUAUGUCUCACACGGCCCAGGCGUUAUCCGCAGGUAGGGAUCUCCUCAUCCGACGCGAUCUGACCGCUCCAGCCAUGCCGGUGCUGAGCGAGCAGGCGGCGUCAGCUUCCACCUCUCACCACGGAAUGUUUGUCUCGACAACAGGUAGCAGCUACCCGGGACACUAUGGUCAGCACGCCGACGCCCUCUUCCCCGGACUCCAGCACGAGCAGCCGUCCAGCGGAGCGCCAGGUGGUCAAGCCCUGAACGGACAAAUAAGGUUGGGGAUACCUGGAGACAUGUACGUGAGGUCUGAUCACUUGACUCCAGUGGCGAGCUCCAGGGCGGACCCGUUCGCAGCCUCGCCUCUGCACGGCUACGGCGGACUCAGUCUGAACAUGAACCUCGGCGCCCAUCACCACCACCACCACCACCAGCACCACCACCACCACAGCGCCGGCGCCUUCCUCCGCUACAUGCGGCAGCCCAUCAAGCAGGAGCUCAUCUGCAAGUGGCUGGAGCCGGAGCACUCCACCAAGAAACUUUGUUCCAAGACCUACAGCACCAUGCACGAGCUCGUGACCCAUGUGACCGUGGAGCAUGUCGGUGGACCGGAGCAGGCGAACCACGUCUGCUUCUGGGAAGAGUGUCCGCGGGAAGGGAAGCCCUUUAAGGCCAAAUACAAACUUGUAAACCAUAUCCGCGUGCACACGGGAGAGAAACCCUUCCCGUGCCCGUUCCCCGGCUGCGGCAAAGUGUUCGCGCGAUCAGAAAACCUGAAAAUCCACAAGAGGACACACACAGGCGAAAAGCCGUUCAAGUGCGAGUUUGACGGAUGCGACAGACGGUUUGCAAACAGCAGUGACCGGAAAAAGCACUCCCACGUGCACACCAGCGAUAAGCCGUACAACUGCAAAGUGAGAGGUUGUGACAAGUCGUACACGCACCCCAGCUCUUUGAGGAAGCACAUGAAGGUCCACUGCAAGUCCCCACCUCCGAGUUCGGGUUACGAGUCAUCGACUCCGUCUCUGGUUUCUCCUUCGUCGGACCUGGGCCGGGAGCCAGCACCCUCCGCGCUCUCCGAGCCCCUCUCGGGCUCACAGGCCGCCAAUCUGAGCGAGUGGUACGUGUGCCACAGCUCGGGGGCCAGCGGCGCUCAGAGCCCCCCCAGCGGCUCGUCCACGCCCGACCCUUCAGAGGGACCACCGUACAGGAAUUCUGAAAGGGGGGACGCGUUCUAGAACGAAAGAACUGAUGCGCGUCCUACAAUGUAUGAAAGAAAAGGGGGUUCCUGAAUGCAGAACGAGAACGCCAGUGCGCACUAGAAUACAGAACGUUCCAGGAUGCAUGAUGCGAACGCGUUCUAGAAUGCACGAGGUGAAUACAGAACUGGGGUGCAUUCUAGAACGCGGAACGGGAAUGCAUUCAAGAAUGCAGUGCAGUAGUGUGUCUUAGAAUGCAGAACUGGUGGAGGGUCUCGUGAUCUGCAAAACGGGAGCGCAUUCUGGAACUCGGACAGCAGAAUCCAGAACGUCCCCUCGGCCAAGCGACUCUGCAGCUUCGUUUCUUACUUUUCUGUCCCUGGCUGACCGAGAAUCAGAAAAGUGGGCCCAACCGUACAAUGCACUGGCGCACUGACAGCUAAUGUCACAGCCAAACCACAAACUGAGGCAGCCAACUUGUUUCCCACUUGGCUGACUAUGAACUGAUUUCACGAGUGUCCAUUUUCUUAACCGGUGUACUGAUUAAUCGUACGCAUGUGGAUGUAUUAUUUUGUAAAUUUCUGAUUUGACUUCAAUAACCUCUUAAUUUAUUUUUGAAUCAGUAUUGGGAUUUCUUUUUGUAUUAUCCAACCAAAGUGCUUCAACUUUAAAAAACAAAAGUGUACAUUUGUAAAUGACAACGUUUUAAUGUGUAAGUGUUAACAGUAAUUUUGUAAGUUUCAGUAUUUCAGCUAUUUUUAAAUGUUUGCUACUAUUGUUUGUAAAAAAAUAAUAAUAAUAAUAUUUGGUAUCAUUUGAAUAAUUUGAAUUUCAUAAAGAGCUAGACAAUAUCUUCUUGUGCUUUCUGCAGCCGAGACAGUUUGAUGGAAGCAUUGUUACUGUAUUUGAUAUGACAUUUCAUUUAUUAUUAGCCAUUGAUUAAUGUGAACAUUUUGCAUUUUGUGAUUUUUUUGUAAAUCCCGUCCACAACUCAUUUUUACGACAAAAAAAAACCAAUUAAUUAUAAAAGGAGACCUUAAAAUGUGUACCGAAA
Messenger RNA from Colossoma macropomum (tambaqui), 2674 nucleotides. RefSeq names its product zic family member 4 (gene zic4). Gene Ontology annotation, molecular function: DNA-binding transcription factor activity, RNA polymerase II-specific; RNA polymerase II cis-regulatory region sequence-specific DNA binding. The record is from RefSeq and is a predicted model, not a curated record. The transcript is spliced from 2 exons. Gene Ontology annotation, biological process: regulation of transcription by RNA polymerase II; central nervous system development. Lineage: Eukaryota; Metazoa; Chordata; Actinopteri; Characiformes; Serrasalmidae. The coding region runs from base 43 to 1659 and encodes 538 amino acids. Gene Ontology annotation, cellular component: nucleus.